Molecule: messenger RNA, 5406 nt
Organism: Galleria mellonella (greater wax moth)
Lineage: Eukaryota; Metazoa; Arthropoda; Insecta; Lepidoptera; Pyralidae
Gene: RIC-3
Product: resistance to inhibitors of cholinesterase protein 3
Exons: 13
Coding region: 427-2454 (675 amino acids)
Biological process (GO): protein localization to cell surface; synaptic transmission, cholinergic
Cellular component (GO): intracellular membrane-bounded organelle; neuron projection; neuronal cell body
Source: RefSeq, a predicted model, not a curated record
UACGCUCGCCCCCAAACUUUAAUACGCUCUGUCAAUAUUUGAACUGCAUUUUACCGCUCCGCCGAUUUCACCAUUGCAAGCCGAGCCGGUGGCUGGGAAGGCAAGAAGUCGGCAUAGCUGUUUGACUUCGUAUACGGCUGUGUCACUUCGAGCCAGCUCAAUCCACCGGCUUUCUUCGAUAGAAGAGAAUUUGAAGAUGCGCGGAUGCUCCCGUAAGAUAGAGUGCGCCGGAUCGCUUCCUUAAGCCCGUAGCGAAUGCAGCGCCGGGAGAGGGCGUUUGACAGCUGUCAUUUUCGCGUUUUUCUUGCCUCACGGGCGAACGUGGGAGGGAAAAUCUUUAUUUAUAUCACACACGACGAUGUACCCGUAGAGUGCGACCGGCUGUGUACGUGAGUGACGAAACGAUACGAAAAACACGACGACAGAAUGGCGAACGAGGAGGUGUUAGGUCCACGAAAGACAAUGUUCGUACUAGUGAUUGUUGUGGGAUGUUUCGCAGUGCUGUGGCCCAGGAUACUGUCUCCGCUGAUCUUGGGCCACACGCAGGAGCAGUUAAAGCCGAACAAGUUCGACCGGGAGGCAGGAUGCUGUGACGUAAUAUUCGAGCCGCAUAUGGCCGUGCUGGAGCUUAUCAACGAGGUAUGCAGCUCCGUGAUAUCGAAGGAUGGGACGCUGUCCCCUCACGGUGCGGCCGAGUGCAGAAAGUUCGUUAACGAAACGUGCGGUGUUGACAUCGUGGCGUUCUUGAAACGCACAGAGAACGUCGGGAAAACGACGAAAAUGCUACUGGAAACGAUGAAGAGCAGUAACAGUUCGUGUCUUAAAGAGCAUUUCGGAGUACCGGUGUGGAGUGUCAGCACCCACACGGCGUUGAACACGUGGACCCUACAAGACACAUUAAAACAAGAGCGGUCACCCAUUCGAGGGGCUGCCCCUCAUCCAGCCCUCCGCGAGAGGGGGCGAGCGAUCCCCGCCGGAGUGCCGACGCCCCCGUCGAGGGGCCCCGCGCCGCUGCCGCCCCACGUCAGGGUACGAUCCUCACCCCUAUCGGUGUACUUUGAGCUGGAUAUCAAGCCUCCGCCCAUACCUGGCAUGCGCCCGCCGCUGGGCUCCCCCGGCGGACCCGUGCCGGCGCCCAAGUCCUCAAUGGGCUUCGUGAUGCCGAUUUACACCAUCUGCAUAAUCGUCUUCUUCGUGUACACACUUAGCAAGAUCUUGUUCAAGCGUACAGCCACGGUGCCGUAUGACUCCGUCUCGCCCGACCCGCAGUUCCGGCGGCGGGUCUUCCGCGAUGACUCCAGAUCCUCGCCUGAUAAGCUAGGCCCUAAAGAGAGAGACACAAGGGACAUCGAGUUGGAAGCGUUGAGAGCGCGCUUGGCAGAGACCGAGCGAGCAAUGCAAAGGAUCGUCGGUCAGCUGGCGCAGCGUGACGCGGAAGUGCAGGAUAAUCAUGCUCGCCCAUAUACUAACGGAACGAUAUUACACAAUAGUGGACCAGUUCAUAUUGUAGCUAGUGAAUAUAGAGAGGCAUCCAAAGAAAAGAGUCCUGAAACACAAAAGCAGAGAGAACCUUCAUCAGAACCCAAAGAAUCUACACCAGAACCAAAAGAAUCCACGACAGAGUCAAACAAAGAAGUAUUACAGAAACUAGAAAAUAAUUCAGAAGAGGAAGAACUAAGUGUCAAAACGAAAGUAGACACAGAGCUUAUUAAACUAACAGAAAAUAUAGUUGACAAAGCAGUAGAUUCAGUAAAGAAAGCUACCGAAGAGUUCUUGGAAAAUGCAAAAGUGAAUAAUGUUUCGGCUGCCCCCGAAGAGAAACAAGAGAAGCUUUCAACCCCCGAACUUCUUGAGGAAGCUCUUAAAGAAGAUUCUCCGGUAAAGAAUCUUGAGGAAGAAGAAGAAGUUGAAGAGGAAGAGGUGGAGGAAGAAGAAGAAGAAGAGGCGGAGGAUGAUGUCGAGCCGGAAAAUGCAAGUGUCAAGGUGGUAGGCAUGGAGUUAACCGCGCAUGCGGCGGACGGCAGCGCAUGGCCGCAAUCGACGCUUGCGCAGGCGCCGCCCCCGCCUCCCGCCGCCGCGCGACCCACGCACGAGGCUGAUGAGGUGAAGUCGAUAUUCCUGGAGACGGAGAUUCCUCAGCAGUCGCGCGUGCUUGUCGCUGACUUCGCGGAAAAGACGGCAGACAGGACCCCACCUACCAGGCAUUCGCCGUUGGUUGUUAGCGGUAAAAUGACGUUGUCACUCAUACAGGACGCACCUAGAGACACGCCGGAAAGGGACCCAGAAUCGACACUGGACGACUUUACAACAGCGAGUGCGGUGACCCAGCCCGCCGUUGAGAAAGAAGAAAUGUCCGAUGAAGAAGUGGAAGAAGAAGAGAUAGAAAUAGAGGAAGAAGUUGAAGAAGAAGAGGAAGAGGAGGAGGCGCCGAAAGCAGUACCAAAGAAGGAAUGAACUGAUAAUUGUACGGGACACUGAUGUGGGAUUUGGUGACCGAAUGAAAAAAAACGUAGGUACAGUCAGCAUAAAAAAUUAAUGAACACAUUAUGAUUUUUAAAUGCAAAUUUUGAAAAUUUUUAUAGGAGUAAGGAUAGUUUUUCCCUUUUGGAUAUUUUAGGGUUUUUAUUUCAACGGUCAAGUUGGUGUUACAAGCGUUCGAUGAAUGUUGAUAACUUACCAUCGGACUGGCCGUAUGCUUGUGACUGUAUCUAUAAAAAAAAUGUGUAGACACAUAAAACGCUCAAUCCCAUAUCAGUGAUGUAAUGUAAUAUAUAUAUAUUUUCCUAUGUAAUAAAAUUUAUUUUUACUGUUACAUUCAUUUGCUUUUCUAUGUAUUAAUUUUUUUUUUCUUUUUUUUUUUUUUGUAUAUGUUUAUGUCUUCGCUCUCUUGUUGUUCUGCUGCUGUAUUUUUAGAUUUAAUUUUAAUGUAUUUUGUGCAUAUGUUAAGUUUUAUUUAAAAAUAUUGAUUUUAGUAGAUUUAAUUCUAAUUUUGUUGUCGACCAUAAUUACUAAUUAGGCCAUAUAUAAAUGGCCAAUAUUUGCUUUUUAUGUCCCAUUACCGACUAUUACUACGAGUGUGACGGUGGCGCCCUCUCAUGACAGGAGUUAUUUAAUUUCGUAAUUAUCGUUGCGAGUAAUUACUGAGUGUCUGUCGUCUUGUAUAUGUUUCUAUAAAUAUUGAAACAUGUUUUUUAUUGACAUUACGUAUGGAAAAUUGUGAAAUAUAAAUAAAUAAAAAAAAAUGUUUGUUAAUUUUCCAUUUCUAAAUAUAUACUAGGUAUAUAUAUGUAUCUAGAGAUUUUGAGGUGUAAAUUUUUUUAACACAUUCGGUAAUAUUGCAUCUAAUAUAAUGGUGUAUUUACAUUAGCGCGAUUGAACGACUGAUUGGUUCCAUUAUAUCGAUUGGUAAACUGUUUAACCUCUGUUCAAUAAAUAAGAUUUUUGUUUACUGACCUCAUAUUAUUAUAUUAAAGAUUUUUUUUAGAUUUUUAAUUUAGAAUUUUAAUCGAUUUUAAAAAAAAUAGGAGAUUUUAAAUUAUAGUGUAUUUCUUUUUUCUAAUAUUAAGUUUUACCAUCGCUGAGUCAAUGUUUUUAUAAAUAUUGGUAUAUAGAAACAAUUUUUACCAAUUCUAAAAUUAAAAUAUAAUUAUUACUAUAUGUGAUUAAAUCUUGCAUAAUGUCAUUUAUACUGUAAAUUUAAUUAAGUUUGACUUUGCCUAAAAAAUGGAUUUUGGUAAUGGCUUGACUGUCAUUUCGAUAUUUUUUACGGAAAAUUUGUACAUUGACAAUACAUCCUAAAAAAUUUUAAUUAAUAUACAUUUUUGUAUAAAGUAAUUGCGCCCGUGCGAAGUCAGUUCGUAUUGUAAGUAGUCCAAUCGACUUAUCGAAGUCGAUCGAUUGGUCGCCCUAGUGUGAAUGCCCCUUAAUAGAUUAAGAUCAUAAAACGAUUUAGUAGUUUGUGUGGAAAUAUGAAUUUACAGUGUUCAAUGUUUUGUGCCAAACUUACUACCGGCUCAUAUAUUUAUUUAUUUAUUUAUAAUUAUUAUUAUUAUAUUAACAAAGUCAUUAGUCAUAAACCAAUUGGGAAAAUUGUUUUUACCUGAAAGGAUAUACUUACAGAUUGUGUUACAUAGAAAUUUUAUCAAAAACGGUUUAGUAGUUUAAUUUUUAAAUAAAAAUAACUGAUUUCGCCACAAAUGGAGUCGAUUUUGUGGAACACAAUAUUAUAAAAAAAAAAAUAUUAAUUUUCAAUCAUAAUUACUAUGUAUUUCAUGUUUUAUUUUAUUCCAUUUACCCUAUUUGUGUCUUCCAAUUCGUCCAUUCAACCCUAAGUCUGCAAUUUAGCCAAAUUUUGUUUUGUAUUGUGUAAUUUUUAUAGGUAAAUCUAACGCCGUUUUAUCAGAAUACCAUUUUCUUUUGAAAUUGGGUAUAAUUAGGGUGUUAGCACUGAAGUGAGGUUAAGAUUGCGUUUUUGCAUUUAAGAGUAUUGUACACAGCAGAAACUUAACAGCGCUCAUUGAAUUGUUCAAUUGAAUAUUUAUUGUAAGUUUUAUGUUGAAAACAACAAUUAUUUUCAUUAAAUUUUUUUUUGGAUUAUUCCUAUUUUCCCUUUUUGGUAUUAGAAAUAAGAUAAUUAAAAAAGAAGUGUGUGAUACUGCAAUAUAGCUCUGAAACAAUUUUGUCAGUUUAUGUUUUUGUUGUCUAGUCAUAUCGAAAAAAAAAUUUAAUUUCUUUCAAAUUUACAGAUAAAGAGUAUAAAUUCUGAACUGUCGUUCUCUAAAAUCCAUUUUAGGAAAUGAUGUUUUAGAAUUGUAAAGAGUUAACGGGGAACUUUUAAUUAUAAAUUAUAAUUAAUGUUUUUUAAUAGAAAUGAGAAUUGGAAAAUAUAUUUGAAAUACACAUUUUAAGCGCUUUAUAUAUUUGCUGCAGAAUUAGAUAAUUUAUUUCUCUUUGGUCGUUUUUGAAUGACAAAGAUAUCUAUUUAAUAGUGAAAAUAGAUAAAUUGAUGCUUGUUUGAAGAAGUAAUAUAUAAUUUUUGUGAAGUCAGAAACUCGAGAUGUUACAUUUGUUUUUGAUUCUAUGUCUACGGCCAAUCGCUGAUAGCUUACUAGCCAAAGCCUUAAUAAAUUUAUUGUCUAUGGGCAAUUGAUGUCUCUAUCUUUGAAUUAUGUUCAAUUUUACCUUAACAAGUAGUAUUCCUAGAAGAUUCUAAUCAGCAAACUUAACGCUUCUCCUUUAGUAAUGCUUGUACAUUCCCAUUCUCAUUUUUUAUUAAAUUAUUUAUUUCUGUUAUAUACUUAAUUUAAUUAUAAGGGAAAUACGAAUUUAACAUUUAAUUGUAGCAUUUUUUGUUUUAGAUUGCUUAAUCUCUGUUUUAUAGUUGUAAGAAAUAAAAAUUAACACAAA